AUGGAAAACACGCUUCUCUGCAAUGACCCCAAGUGCAGACAGGAGCUUACCGAUCGGGCACUCGUAACGACUUGCAGUCACAUUCUUUGCCUUGACUGCGUUCAAAAGUCUGGCCUCGUUGGCCAAGGCGACCAGAGAUGCACCGUUUGCCCCAUAUGCAACGUCCAACUGACCAAAGAAGAAGACGUUGCCUUCAUGAGUAUGAAUCCAAGCGAAGAGUUCAAAACGUGCGUCCUCAGUGGCUUGAGUCCCAACGUAAUCAUGGAGUGUGCUGGACGGGCCAUCAGCUUUUGGUCAUAUCAAGUUACUCAUGAUUUACACUAUCAACGUCACUUGUACAAAUCCCUCACAGAGAAACACUCGGCACUGUGGGAUCAAUAUGAUCAAGUAAACAGAGAUUACUCUGCAGAGAUCAAUAGGUUAUGCGACAAGCUGAAGAGCGUAACGGCAUCACGGGAUGCUUUACGGCAAAAGAAUAACGAACUCGCAGCAGCUUAUCAAGACAAGAGCCGCAAGCUGUUUCAGACGCAGGAACUCUACAACAGGGUCAAAAAAAGGGCUGAGUUGGGUCAAAUCGAGCAGGCAGCUUUCGAUGCUGUAGACAGUUCUACUAGAUCGGUGCCUCAA
Molecule: messenger RNA, 627 nt
Organism: Trichoderma atroviride IMI 206040
Lineage: Eukaryota; Fungi; Ascomycota; Sordariomycetes; Hypocreales; Hypocreaceae
Biological process (GO): reciprocal meiotic recombination
Cellular component (GO): synaptonemal complex
Molecular function (GO): ubiquitin protein ligase activity
Source: RefSeq, a predicted model, not a curated record